AUGAAAGACUCCCUUGGUAUGAUCCAGACCAUGCGGGAUGACGCCAGCCUCUACAAAUGCUACCGGGACCUCAAGGAGGAAGCGGAAUCGCUCGCCCGCAGUCCAGGCAACUUCAAAGCGCUCUGGAAGGUCCUCAUCAGCUCCAUGAUCGUCUGGGAGCUCAGCGGGCGCACCGUCUGCCACUCGGGGACAAUUCCUCCACCAACGCAAAUCCAGAGUGGCAAGUCGGGGGGCUACAGGGGGACCAUCUUUCCCGACAUCCUUCUUCGCACGAACCACCGACACCCGGGCUCCACCAGGGCAUUAGAGCGACGUGAUUUCUGCUAUCCUUUGCUUGGCGAACUCAAGCGGUCGAUUCCUCAAAGCCUCCUGGACGAUCCGUCCAUGCUCAGCAAGGGCAAGCCUGGCUACAACGCCCUUAGAAGGCUCCUAAAGUCCGCGGCGAAUCAGGUCAUCCAUCAGGCUAUUCUUGCGGCACUCGGAGACUACAUCGCCCCAUCUACGCUUCAGCUCGUCAUCGCCGCGGGUUCUUUCUGGUCCCACGCUGUUGUUGAUGGGGUCGCAUUCCGCACGGCCGUGAGGGCUGACAACAGCCUCACGGAGAGGACCACAGCCAUCGAACUCGCCUUGAUCAAUUCUCGGCAGGCGGACGGAUAUGAAGAAGGUCUGGCAGUCGAUGAUCUCCACCGAGCUGGAGACUGGAUCAGUAGCCUUCUGGGGAUGGAUAUGGAGCUGCGGCCGACAGGCGACCUGCCAGAGUACUUGAACGACCUCGUGACAUGGGAGCGCGUGACCGUCUUGGAUAGCGAAGCUUCGGACAAGGCAUUGGAUGCAGUCGCUUCUUCCGUUAGACGCACCAUGAGAGAGAUGGUCGAUUCGCAUUGCAACCCGUGA
Messenger RNA from Epithele typhae, 894 nucleotides. RefSeq lists its product as uncharacterized. The transcript has 3 exons. The coding region runs from base 1 to 894 and encodes 297 amino acids. Lineage: Eukaryota; Fungi; Basidiomycota; Agaricomycetes; Polyporales; Epitheliaceae. The record is from RefSeq and is a predicted model, not a curated record.